Molecule: messenger RNA, 573 nt
Organism: Fulvia fulva
Lineage: Eukaryota; Fungi; Ascomycota; Dothideomycetes; Mycosphaerellales; Mycosphaerellaceae
Exons: 1
Coding region: 1-573 (190 amino acids)
Source: RefSeq, a predicted model, not a curated record
AUGAAGUUUCUCGCUCUCAUCGCUCUGGCCACCGCCACCGUCGCCCUCCCACUGGGUGACAACCUCUUCGCAGACAGCACAGGCGGCAAAGACCUGCCAAUACUCAGCAGCUUCGGUGAGAAGAAACUCACCACCAAGGCAAAGGGCCCAGGUAACGCCAAGGGAACUGGCAACUUUCUCCCUGGACUGACGCAGCUCGACAAAUUGUCGAUCCCCAAGCGCGAUGCUGCUGCCCUACCUGAGCUCACCGUCGGCGUCCAGGGUGGCAAGGUCGUGAAACGCACGGCCAAGGCCGAGGCUAAGCUGCCACUCGACCAGCCUCUAGGAGAAAAGGGCAUCGAAGGAACUAAGAUGUUGGGCUUCUUGCCAAAGACGGGCGGAAUCCUGAAGCGUUGGUUUGGGCUUGGAGGUGGUGAGGCGGAGAUUGAGAAAAGGCAGAGUGGCCAGGUCACCAAACAAUUGGGCAAGGGUGGCUUGAACAGCAUUAACAAUUUGAAGCAAGAUCCCAACGAGAAGACUUUGGGAAACUCGAAGCUUCUUGGUCUGCCCAUCGGGAUCUUGAAGAGGGAGUGA